CCUCCGUGCCUCGCUGUUCCCAUGGCAACGGCAACGUGACGAGUUGGUUGCGUCCUGCACUGCCUCCACGUGCAUUUCCCAUUUCCCGCUGCUGCUGCUGCUGCCGCGCGCCUGUGAGUUUGCUGCUCCGAUCCGCGGGUGGUUUUGGUUUGGUUUGGUCGAGGGGGAAAAGGAGCGGAGGAAGACGAAGAGGAAGAGGAAGAAAGCUUCGCCUGCCGCUGGGUGACCGGUGGCUCACGGGUUUCAGCCCGCGGCUGCUUUUCUCGCUCACAAGGAACGCGCCGCGCCGCGCUCGCGUGCAGUGGCGUAGAGUGUAAACGUCGUGGUGUCGCCUCCCUCCCCCACCCCCAACCGUCCCAAUGGCGACGCCGCCCAUCGCUUCCCGCGGAGCUCCGCGCUAGCUCGCCGUUGCGGCUUCUAUAAAUCUCGUGCGCUCGUGUGCGGCGUCUUCUUCUUUGCCCUCCCUUCUCUGAUUCUCUCUUCGUGCGCGCGCGUCGGGGUGGUCUGGGUGUUGAUGAGCAUGGGGCAUUACACCAACCUGACGGAUCCGAGGACGGAGCUGGAGGUGGUCAGGGACUGGAACGGCGUCGAGCAGGUCGUGCUCCGGUCGCCGCGGGGAGCCUACGCGCGGGUGAGCCUGCACGGCGGGCAGGUCCUCUCCUGGAGGAACGACCGCGGCGAGGAGCUCCUCUUCACCAGCAGCAAGGCAAUCUUCAAGCCGCCAAAGGCGAUGCGUGGUGGAAUCCCGAUAUGCUUUCCACAGUUUGGAAAUUCUGGGACAUUGGAGCAACACGGAUUUGCAAGGAACAGGAUAUGGGCCAUAGAUGAGGGGCAUCCGCCAUUAAAUCAAAAUGAUAACAGCAGCAAAGCCUCUGUUGACCUUAUACUGAAGCCAUCUGAAGAUGACCUCAAGUACUGGCCACAUUGUUUUGAGUUCCGCCUGAGAAUUUCUCUUUCAAUGGACGGGGACCUGUCACUAGUAUCACGCGUCAGAAAUGUCAAUGGCAAGCCAUUCAGUUUCUCAUUUGGUUACCACACAUAUCUCUCUGUUUCUGACAUCAGUGAGGUGCGGAUAGAAGGCCUAGAGACUCUUGAUUAUCUAGACAAUCUUAGCCAGCGAGAACGCUUUACAGAACAAGGAGAUGCUAUAACAUUUGAAUCAGAGGUUGACCGAGCAUAUGUUGGCUCACCAAAUGUGAUAGCAGUUCUUGACCAUGAGAAGAAACGCACGUUUGUCAUAAGAAAGGAAGGACUUCCUGACAUUGGAAUAAGUCUACAUAACCCCCUAACGUUUUAGCACCUGAUCACUUAGCCCCCUCACCUAACAAACUAAGUACUUAACCCUCUAAACUAUCUAAUACCGUUUAGAUUACCCCCUCACGGUGGUUUUGGUGGUUUUGCUUCUUGUUUUGCCAUGCUAGCAGAUUUUUUUGAACAUGAUUUUUUAAUGGCUUAUAUUUUGCACUAAUUUAGGUGAACAUAAUUGUAUAUGGACUAAUUCGGAUAGUCUGUACAUAGCAUACUGAGAGUUGAAUGUGAGAGUUUCUAGCUACUCUAUAAUUUGUUAGACCUGAAUGUUGCAUACGAUACUUUUUUUUUUGCUACUCUGUUUCAUGAAUGAUUGUGGAGCAUCCUAUUUGUGUCAUGUUUAAUGGGUUUUCUUCAAAUUUAUGUUUCUUAGUGCUACUGAAGUACUGGACAUAUGACUUAUUUCUUGCACAAGUAUGCAAUUCAAGCUUUAAUGGUAACGUUGAUAAAAGAAAAAAUUGGUUAAAUGGUACUGUUAAUUUUCAGUUUCCGAAGAUCUAACUAAAAAGCUUUCAGUUUUCUAGUGCAGAUGGAACUGUUAGCUUUCAGUUUUCUAGUCCAUAUGCAAUCAUAUUCCGCAUGACAUCAAAAAAAUUAGUGUAAUAUACAAACUAUCUAAAUUAGCCCAUAUACAAUCAUGUUCACUGAAAUUAGUGCAACAUACAAGGCAUCAAAAAAUCAUGUUCAAGAAAAAAUCUAUCAGCAUGGCAAAACAAGAAGCAAAAACAGCAAAACCACUUUGAGGGGGUAAUCUAAACGGUAUUAGAUAGUUUAGGGGGUUAAAUACAUAGCUUGUUAGGUAAGGGGGUUAAGUGAUCAGGUGGUAAAAUGUUGGGGAGUUAUGUAGACUUAUUCCUUUAUUUUAUU
Messenger RNA from Oryza brachyantha (malo sina), 2175 nucleotides. RefSeq names its product putative glucose-6-phosphate 1-epimerase. The record is from RefSeq and is a predicted model, not a curated record. NCBI's taxonomy places the organism in Eukaryota, Viridiplantae, Streptophyta, Magnoliopsida, Poales, Poaceae. The coding region runs from base 515 to 1297 and encodes 260 amino acids. The transcript is spliced from 8 exons. Gene Ontology annotation, biological process: carbohydrate metabolic process. Gene Ontology annotation, molecular function: isomerase activity; carbohydrate binding.